Ramularia collo-cygni is the source of this 987-nucleotide messenger RNA. RefSeq names its product related to gibberellin 20-oxidase. Gene Ontology annotation, molecular function: dioxygenase activity. The transcript is spliced from 3 exons. The record is from RefSeq and is a predicted model, not a curated record. Lineage: Eukaryota; Fungi; Ascomycota; Dothideomycetes; Mycosphaerellales; Mycosphaerellaceae. Bases 1 to 987 code for a protein of 328 amino acids.
AUGGCUGUCAGCGAUUCCAUCAUCGUUUCCAAGUCUUUGACGACGAUCUCUCUUGAGCGUCUUCGAACUGGAGAUGCUGUGGAAGGCAAGAAAUUGCUCAGCGCUUGUCAAAGUCAAGGAUUUUUCUAUCUCGAUUUAAGCAGCGAUUUGGAGCUAUGCGCACAGUGGGAAGGGAUGCUGGGGAGAAUGAAGGAUUAUUUUGACCAGCCGCUUGACGUCAAGCUGCAAGAUGUUCGGAACAGUCACAACUAUGGCUAUAUACCCGUGGGAACUGAAGAGGGUUUCAAGCCAGAAAUCAAGGAUGGCUACGAAACUAUCAAGCUUUCUCGUCGAGAAUAUCUAAAGGGUUCAGCAGACCUUACCUCUCCUUCCCGCUUACAACCAGACUACUUCUUUGCCUACAUCAAGCGAGCGCACGCCAUUACGCGUUUGAUCCUUGAGCGCCUGUCGUCCGAACUAAACCUCACCGACGAAGCAAGAUUCGAGACCAACCACGAGGAUUCCAAGCCAUCCCUCUGCACGCUUAUCCUCCUUCAUUACCCCAAGAACAACGACACGACUGCACCCACAAACGUAGGCCAUCUCAAGCACACCGACAUCGGUUCCAUUACCUUGGUACUUUCCCAACAAUGGGGUCUCCAAUUCCUAUCUCCCACAACGAAGCAAUGGGAGUUCCUUGAACCUCGGCCCAAGCAUGCGAUUGUCAAUGUCGGCGAUUUCUUACGCUUCUUAUCCGGAGGGAAGCUGGCGAGUAUUGUGCAUCGCGUUGUUCCCCUCGCUGGAAGACAAACGGAGGAUCGUUAUAGUAUUGCGUAUUUCCUGCGCAUGCAUGAUGAUGCUCAAUUCACGGAUUUUGAUGGGAAGACUUGGACGGCGAAGGAGUGGCAUGAUACCAAGUAUGAUGUGUUUAAGAGUCCGAGUACUUUGGAUGUCAAGGGUCAGUUUUUAACGGCGAAGAUUGAAGAGGGUCAGAAGGUCGCAGUUUGA